AUGGAUGAAUGUACUGGUCAUGUUGUACGCUUGCAGGAGACUAUUCCCUUGUGCCGAUGUAUGGAUACUUAUGGUCUUCACGAUUUGAGAUUCAAUGGUUUUUUCUUCACUUGGUCAAAUAAGAGAAGUGGGGAAGCUCGUGUGUUUAGUAAGAUUGAUCGCGUCCUAGGAAAUCAAGCUUGGGAGGAUGAUUUUCCUACUGUGGAAGUAUCUUUUUUAACUGAAGGGUCUUUCGAUCAUACACCCAUGCUGAUUCAAUUCCUCAAACAUCCAACGGGAAAGAAGACUUUUAAGUUCUUUAACCAUUGGGCUGAGCAGGAGGGUUUUAUUGAUAGUGUCUCUAAAGUUUGUGGUAACACUGUUCUAGGCUGUAGGAGUUAUCAAAUCUCGAAGAAGCUCAAGCGUUUGAAACCUGUUGUGAAAGAUAAUGUCCAAGAAAAUCAUCUGCAAGCGUUGGAGUUGCAAGCAGAAAAUGAUCUUCGUAAUGUUCAAAAUGAGCUACAUAUGCACCCUUAUGACCCAAUGCUCUCAUCACAAGAGCGUGCAGCUGCUGAAAGGCUUAAGAAGGCCAAGAAUGAUCUAAGUAUCUAUAUUAGCCAGCUAGCCAAGUUGAGUUGGCUAAAAUUUGGGGAUGAGAAUUCACAUUACUUUCAUCAAUGUAUCAGACAAAGGCAAAUUGUUAAUCGAAUUCUUCUCCUUGAUGACAAUGAGGCUCCUGUAACUGAUCUCACAAAGAUACAAGAGUCUUUAGUUAACUUCUAUCAUCAACUUCUGUGCGAUAAUCUUAAAUGUCGGAGACGAAUCGACAUGAAUAUCAUUAGAGAAGGGCCUUUGUUAGAGAAUGCUCAUCAUUUUCUCGCCGGAGGAAAUCAAGAAUGCAUUAUGGAAAAUGGUAAGCUUCUUCAGGCUUGGAACACUAUUGUUGUUCAUCUCAUUCCCAAGGUCCCUAACCCUAACAACCCAGAGUUCGAGACCGCACUACAGCACUUUUGUGAGCUCACGGCUCCAUUCGGAUAUGCUUUUAGUCCCCUUGGGUCUCGUUUGUACUUUUAUCGUGUUCUAAUGAAGAAAAGUAAGCACAAGAUGAUGGGCCGGGGCGGCACAACUCAAUUCUCUUUGAUUCUAAAUGGAAGCCCUACGCCUUUAUUUAAGUCAAAGAGAGGAGUUAGACAAGGAAAUCCUAUGUCCCCUUUGAUCUUUGUGAUUUGUAUGAAGUAUCUAUGUAGAUUACUUAAGGCUGCUGGGGAUCAUGUAAACUUCAAAUUUCAUCCAAGGGGUAACUUGGCUUCUAUUCGCAUUCUUCUAAAUCAUCUAGAGAUUUUUGCGAAAUCCUCUGCUUUGGUUGCCAACUCUUCAAAAUCUGAUGUGUACCUUGCAGGUAUAGCUACCUCUCUGAAACAGUAUAUUGUGGAUUCUUGUAAUAUUCCGUUGGGUUCUAUGCCUUUUCGUUAUUUGGGGGUUCCGCUUUCUUCCAAACGACUCUCUGCAGCUGAGUGUGAACAUCUUGCUGCGAAAAUAACUUCUAAGGUUAGAUCUUGGCAAGCCAGGAAUCUCUCUUAUGCAGCUAGACUUCAACUUGUUUCUUCAGUUUUAAUAAAUAUUACAAACUUUUGGUGUCAAAUCUUUGUGUUGCCAAAGAAGGUGUUAAAGCAGGCGAAUGCAAUCUGUGAGCAUACCUCUAGCAUGGGAAAGAUGACUCUAAUGUUCCUGGAAAUAUGA
Molecule: messenger RNA, 1719 nt
Organism: Amaranthus tricolor (Joseph's coat)
Lineage: Eukaryota; Viridiplantae; Streptophyta; Magnoliopsida; Caryophyllales; Amaranthaceae
Exons: 5
Coding region: 1-1719 (572 amino acids)
Source: RefSeq, a predicted model, not a curated record